CGCUCGUUCUGGGCGAGCGGUCUUGAACUUGGUCAGCGGCAAUCAUUCGAGUACAAAGUGGCAUAUAUAGCUCGUUAAAUAUUUAAGUGAUUACUUUAAGACUACAAAUCACAAUCAUCGUUAAUUGCACUGUGCUUUAAAAAAGGGUUUGACUGUAGGCAAAAAACACAGCUGAGGCUGAGCGAUAUGCCUUUAAAGAAUAUUGCACAUGCCAUAUCUUACGUUUUAUCUUGAAAUUUAGUCUUUUAUAUUAUGUUGUCAUAUAAAUAUAAAAAUAUUAUGUGUGUGUUUGUUAAGUUAAGUCUUUAAUGUUGCUAGUUUAAUUUAUUUGUUUUGUAUGCCAUUUGUUGUUUUAAAAAUAUAAAUAGCUGAUAAUUUUGAACGUUUAAUUUGUGCAAUUUAAAUGGGUUCCACAGGCCCGAUGCCGCUCUCUUCUCUGGCUCUGGCGCGCUCUUCUCUCGCGCUCUCUCUCGCGCUCUCUCUCUCUCUCGCCUUAACCUAUCUAACCUAACCAUUUGAUCGCCAGUCUACUUUGAACCCUCGUUACGGGCGAGUGAUCUCGAGAUUGAUCUAGAAUUGUUUAUCGCCAAACUGGAAGCUCUCACAUGGCAGCCACGAAUUUGGGAUUUGGCAUUGUCUUGUUGAAUGUCAUAUGGACACUUUACGAUAUUGGCAGUGCCAGCUUCAGUCUGUGCGCAGAUGAAUUAGACCACACGACGGCUUGGCUGUGGAUUGGAGCGUAUUCGCUCAAUUUAUUUCUCAAUGUGUUUCUCUUUGUGCGGCUGCCAAAGAGCGACCUUUUGGCCAUUCAAUCGUGGUUCUCUUUUACGAUUGUUUUGCUACUGUUGAGGGUGCUUUGCGUUGACUUUAUGGAACUUUCUGUCUAUGAGCUGUAUCCUUAUAUAAUUAUCAAUGUUUAUAUAUUCGCAUCACUCAUUGUAAUGGCAAUAGUUUACAUUAAAGUAAGGGGUAACAAAUCCUAUAAGCCGCCCAAACAAGUCCUGCAAACGGUCAACUACAUACUGACAACAAAUCAAACAAUUAAGAGGACCAGGCCCGCCAGGAUAUAUGCACCGGUAAUAAGCAGACCAUUUGUCGGAAGAGCUCAUCGGAAUAGCAUUGCCCGAAUGGAAGGCGGAACGUGGCACGAAACUCCACAGCUAGAUCAUAGCCUCAGCUCGAGUGCGUCGUUUAACAAUUUUAUGCUCAGCGCACUUCAGACAAGCUCCUCUGCAGGUGAUAGCACUUUUUGUGAGAAUGUCGUCGACGGCGGCGGAGGUGUGCGCCAUGAUUCUGGGGGCGGGGAUGACGAUAGUGGAGGCGGCGGCAGUGAUUAGAUUAGAAUGUGGAAUAGAUUGUGAAAAUCAACAAGAAAAAUACUCGAAUAUUGCUUCAAACUCGGAAGUGUUUGCUUCAAAAAAAAAAAAAAAAAAAAACAUGGAAGCAAGUAUGAUUGCAUUUAUCUUUGAACAAAGGUCAC
This is a messenger RNA of Drosophila montana, 1480 nucleotides long. RefSeq lists its product as uncharacterized. The transcript is spliced from 3 exons. The record is from RefSeq and is a predicted model, not a curated record. Bases 606 to 1337 code for a protein of 243 amino acids. Lineage: Eukaryota; Metazoa; Arthropoda; Insecta; Diptera; Drosophilidae.